This is a messenger RNA of Mycena indigotica, 828 nucleotides long. RefSeq lists its product as uncharacterized. The coding region runs from base 1 to 828 and encodes 275 amino acids. The record is from RefSeq and is a predicted model, not a curated record. Lineage: Eukaryota; Fungi; Basidiomycota; Agaricomycetes; Agaricales; Mycenaceae. The transcript is spliced from 5 exons.
AUGGAAAGUAUCACAAAUGAUUCGUAUUGGCGCGACCUGGCGAGAGCGCUGCCAACUGUUCCCAAGCUCGAGAUGACCGCACAGGUCCUCGAGCAACUUCUUGUCGACGUUGAGAGCGGCGCUAAUACGACCUCACGAAUGUCGAACAACUGGAAUUCCUCCCGAAGUAAUCACCAUCGACGGAGCAGCAGCAACAGCUCCUACAGCUCCAGCCCUGUCUCCCCCUCUUCCCGCACUCGAGGUGCCGCUUCGCCCCGCUACGCCCGUACCCCAAUGGAACUCGCCAAACUGAUGAAUCGCCGACCAGCGUCCACCCAGCGCCUUGCCCCUCUUGCAUUGAGCAGCAGUCCAGAGCUUCCAUUACCCGCCAACCCUCCUGCCCUCAAUCCCAAAACCGCGUUCCCAGUGCAAGAGACAGACGACGGGCUCGAGGCUCCGCCUCCAGCAAGCACAUACUAUCUCCCUCCAGCCCAGUUCCCGGUCUAUGUUCAUGCUCCACGCCCCAUCCACUCGAUUUCCCUCCAUGCCAUAACCCCGCCCUCCCCGGUCUCGCCCAAGUCACGCGGCCCAACGCCCCAUUGCCAGCGCCGCAGGACAUCCACCUCCUCGACUGGGUCGUCUGACGCCCGUCGCAGUCGCCAUUCCGUGCGGGUCAAGGCUGAUAACGGCCACGAACAGCCACCCGUCCCGAAACUGAAGCGCCAGUCCAUCAUACGCGCUAAUAGCAUGAGCGCUGCGGACUCUCGUGUGCAAAUACUCCAACGCCCACGAACAGAUUCAUUGGAGACCUUGUUUCCUGAAGGUAUAUCGCGGACAACGACACAGUAG